CUCGCCGUUUCCGGCCCCGAGUUCCUUAGUAACAAUGGAGCAUAAAAUGGCCGCUUGAGGGAGAGAAGCGGAGCCAGGAAGGGACGCAGGCGCCGCCGAACCAGCCAGGCCGAGGAGACGCGUCGGCGGGCGGAAGAAACGGGAGACGGGACGGAACGACGCCGCGGCCUCUGGGGCGAAAUAUUUUCUACUUUUAUCAACAUGGAAAGCUCAGAGGCUAAUAAUAAAGGAAAUAUCAAUCAGUCGGAAGCUCAGCGCCGGAGUCAGCUGGACCGGUUGGACCGAGAAGAAGCUUUCUAUCACUUUGUAAAUAAUCUGAGUGAAGAAGACUACAGGCUGAUGAGAGAUAACAACUUACUAGGCACACCUGGUGAAAUUACGGAAGAAGAGCUGCUAAGAAGGCUGCAGCAAAUUAAGGAAGGCCCACCCCAGCAGCCCACUGAAGACAGCAGAGGUGGCGAAUCCGCAGAAGAUGUAUCUAAUGGUGAUUCCAUAAUAGAUUGGCUUAAUUCAGUUCGGCAGACUGGAAAUACGACACGGAGUGGGCAGAGAGGCAACCAGUCAUGGAGAGCAGUAAGCCGGACUAAUCCAAACAGCGGGGAUUUCAGAUUUAGUUUGGAGAUAAACGUCAACCGCAAUAACGGGAACCCAAGUACAGAAACGGAGGGCGAGCCACCCGUAGAAACCCCCACCGGAGAGGAUCUAGAAAACAGCCAAAGUGACACUGAGACCUCGAGGUCUGCCUCCCCCCCGGCUCUAAGGCCGAGCUCCUCCCCUCCCGUGGCCAGGCCGCCUGACUCGGAAAUGAGUUAUCCUGAAGAGCUGAUUGAAGACGUCUCUCUCCAGAGAGGCCAGAGAAGGUCAAGAAGCAGAAGCCCCGAACAACGGAGGACACGGGCAAGGACUGACAGAAGUAGAUCCCCUCUUAAUCCAGUGAGUGAAUCUCCGCGCAGGAUACAUCACAAUACAUCCUCUCAAACCCCUGAUCUCCCCUCGGUCGGCGAAGCAGAAGGAAGUUCUAGAACAAGGCAGCACAUGGUCAUACGUCAACAUGCAGCAAAUCCCGAGGCACCCAGUGAAAACACGGUUCUCUUUUCGACCUCUGAAGCCAGGCCCGUCCCCCAGGCGGCGAGCUCUUCGGAAACGAGCGGCAGCGCGGACCCCCCAGCCCCUGGACAGAGACCUCCGACCAUCGUCCUCGACUUGCAAGUGAGGCGGGUUCGUCCAGGAGAAUACAGGCAGAGAGAUAGCAUAGCCAACCGAACGCGAUCAAGGUCCCAGACUCCGAACAAUACAGUCACGUACGAAAGCGAGCGAGGGGGGUUUAGACGUACCUUUUCACGCUCGGAAAGGGCGGGCGUGCGAACUUAUGUCAGCACCAUUAGGAUCCCUAUUCGCAGAAUCCUGAACACGGGCCUGAGCGAGACCACCUCGGUUGCCAUUCAAACCAUGUUAAGACAAAUCAUGACCGGUUUUGGUGAGCUCAGUUACUUCAUGUACAGCGACAGUGACACUGAUCCCGGGGUCUCCGCACCAGCCCCAAAUGUAGAAGUGGCCGAGCCCCAGGCUGGAGGGGGCGGCGGGAACAGCCAUUUGAGCCCCGAAGGUCCUGAGGCUGGGUCAGCAGAGGCCUACGAAGGCAGCCCUGAAGGGGGCCCCACGCCUGGCCCGAGACGGGAAGGGCGGAACGCGAGGGGGUCCGUUACUUUUGAAGAAAGCGGCUCCUUGCCAUUCCUUAGCUUGGCCCAGUUCUUCCUGCUCAAUGAAGAAGACGACGACCAGCCCAGAGGACUCACCAAAGAACAAAUUGACAACCUCGCCAUGAGGAAUUUUGGCGAGAGCGAUGCUCUGAAAACCUGUAGCGUUUGUAUCACCGAAUACACCGAAGGGAAUAAGCUUCGAAAACUCCCCUGCUCCCACGAGUAUCAUGUGCACUGCAUAGAUCGCUGGCUAUCCGAGAAUUCCACUUGCCCAAUUUGCCGCCGAGCCGUCCUCGCUUCGGCUAACCGGGAGAGCGUGGUCUAAGCCACCAUGGUAUCCUUUCAGCUUAUUACACGGUGAGGGAGCAACGGGCAAGACGCUGCUUGCAACAGCCACUUUUUGUGUGGUGGUUAUAAAUACAAAACAAAGAAUAGUGUGAUUUCCUCUUAUGAAAUGGAAUUUCUUUUUUAUUUUAAAGCAAAAAAAAAAAAAAACCUUCUCAAUUAGGGUUCCUAAAAUAAGACCAGGUUUGUGUUGUCAAUUAAAAAAAGGAAAGAGAAAAGUCUGUAUUUGCCCAAAGACACUUGGCUGUUGUAUAGUUUCAGUUUCUCAACACAAAUCAAGUUGUCAAUCCCUCCUGAGCCUACUGUGUGUUGAAUGCUGGAGGCCUCGACUAACAGGAGUUAUUUAGCUGUAUACAGCCUGUGCUUCACUGUGGAUUAAAGCAAAACCAACUCCGCUCCCCUGGCAGAACAGUGAAAUUAAUCUCCCAUGUCUGAUUUUAGCUCCUUUCUUGUAUAGGGUAUAUUGAAUAUGGUAAUGUAAAUAACACUAACCUCAGCCCCUCUCCCAUUGUACAGCUGUCUUAAGCCCAACACUAUGGCACGCCAUAGAAUGACCUGAUAGUUUAACUGGGAUAUUUAUCUUGCUGUGGAAAUAUCUUAAUUAAUUGCUUAUGCUUGUUUAAAUAAACACUUUUGUUUUAAAAACAGUAGAGCUUUUUGUACAGGUCAGUGACUUUUCCACUGCGCUUUUGUGCAAACAUUUUCAGAAUUUAACCCUCCCCUGUGUUUAGCCACAAGAGCACACGGUGUGGUUGCCCACUCUGGGCAAGCCUCAUGGCAAAGAGCCCAGCUUUCAUCCGUAUUUAUUAUUUUAUAAAUAAAUAAAUAAACAUUGGGAAUUAAGGUAACUUGAGCCGAGCAAGGCCUCUGAGGCCUAAGAUGCCUGCAUAGUUGGAUGCAAAGCGCUUUUUGGAAAGAUUAAAGAUGGCACAUUUGCUGCUGCAACAGCGGCUUGGCUCACCUGAGCUUUCCCAGUACAAAUUUUCACGAUGAACACUUUAUGUAUAAAGUCAGGUUGUACGAUAGGUUGCAUUUGCACAACACACUCGAGCAAAAUGUGAUUGCUAGCUGUGCAAAUCCACGUCGGUGUGGUUAGCUAAUGACUCCGUACAUUGUUAAACAAUGUAAUUGGAUUGAGUGGGAUAACCAUGGUUCAGUUGGCCAGUGCAAGUUGCUGGGCCUUCUUUGAUCCCAGCUUUGCAAAGGUAGCUGGUUGUGUUGUUUUGGCAUUGUGAAAUCUGCUUAUUCUCCAUCUUGCUCUUAACGCAGACGUUUUCUUUGUGCACCAUAUUUCUAACCACUGUGCAUCAGGCAUUUGUGGCUUUCAGCAAAACUUCUUUCUAGUGACUUGUAUACUUUUAAUUGGGAUGUUUUAAAAGUUGUAUCUCUGAAAGUUUAAUUCCUUGCUUGGAGGUGGAAGAGAAGCUCUUUGGAUAAAACCUAUUGGGAUUUUUUUCCCUCUCAAGCAAGUGUUUUAUCAAAUUAAAUCUUACGAAUACAUCAAUUAGUCUUAAGGCAACUGCUUGGAAACACAUCAGAUUGUUUCUUCUAUGCUGUAUAUAUCCUAGGAAUAAUUUUUAUUGAGUAAAUAAAUUGUGCUUUUGCUUAGAUUUUGCUACCGUUUUUAUCUUCCGUUAUGAUAUGCAAAGAAAUGAUUUUUCAUUGGAUAUUAAAAAAAAAUACACAAAGCACUUUUCUGCUGUGCCUAGUUAAAAAUUGCAGCACGUUUGCUCCCUCCCUUACUGCCUCAAAAAAUUGGAUUGUAAUUAACAUCAGUGUUUUUGCUUCUCAAAUGAAUAUUCUUACAAAUGAAUAUUCUUUAAGUAUUAUUUUUUUUAAUUAAACAUGCAGUUAUAAAUAAUUGCAAACCUAUUGGGACAUUUUAGUUUUAAACUUUGACAGCAAUAACUGGAAGUAAAUCUGUAGGACAUUCAGAAAUGUGAUCGAUUUGUUUCAAAACUUGCAUUGAACAUGGGAUCUCUGCUGUUGCUUUAGUUACAUCCUAACUGGAUCCUUAAAGAUUCAGUGACACCCAUGGAUUGGUUACCUUUUUUUCUUGGCCUAAAGACGAGCCCCCCCUGUAGGACCCAGUUUUUGUUCCUCGUUUGCAAAAAUCACCUCAGAUUAUUAUCUGGUUGUCUAUGCAGAAAAAGCUAACAGCUUUCCAUAGUUUUGAUUUCUUGUUCUUUCUGCCUCCAUUUUAAUAAAGUAAGCAUGGAAGCUUAGGCUGGUUUUAGUAACGCAAUAAAAGAGAAUAUCGGUA
This is a messenger RNA of Crotalus tigris (Tiger rattlesnake), 4308 nucleotides long. RefSeq names its product E3 ubiquitin-protein ligase RLIM-like. The record is from RefSeq and is a predicted model, not a curated record. The coding region runs from base 202 to 2025 and encodes 607 amino acids. Gene Ontology annotation, molecular function: ubiquitin protein ligase activity. Gene Ontology annotation, cellular component: nucleoplasm; cytoplasm. The transcript has 4 exons. Gene Ontology annotation, biological process: ubiquitin-dependent protein catabolic process; protein ubiquitination; random inactivation of X chromosome. NCBI's taxonomy places the organism in Eukaryota, Metazoa, Chordata, Lepidosauria, Squamata, Viperidae.